AUGCAGCAUCAACCGGAUCGUAAUGACGUUUGUCACCUGCAGAACACUAUGCCCAUUGAACUUUGGGACGGGCAAUUGAUCCCGUUCUUGACUCUAAAUGAGGCGGUAGCGUUGGCGGAACUGAAUCACUUUUUCUACGACGUCGUGCACGAACACGUCCAGCUACGAUCCGAGGCUUCGCUGGUCUGCACCGUUCCAGAGCUUUUGCGAGUGUUGAGCAAGUGGCGGAACCUCCGCGAUGUGGCUUUCCAACCUGUCGCCGACUCGGAGAGUGAGAGAUUGCUCGAAAACAUCCAUUACAACGUGAACGCUCUCGGUGGGCUCAUCGUUAAUCAUGAUCGCAACGAACCUGCUCCUGAGCCCGAAGCAAACGAGAGCUACACCGACGAAAGUGGAGUGAGUGUCCCGACGAGGUAUACCUGUCCCAAGGUACUGCAAACUUGCAUUCGAAGCAGUGGUGCCCAAGUGAGGCGAUUGAACUUGUCAGGAAUCGUGCGCGUGAGUUUGUUCGACGGCGUGAACCGCCUACACGAGCUCGGAUUGAGUGGUUGUAGCCAAAUCGACGGGUUGCACUGGUUGAAAGGGAUUCGCGAAGUGGAUUUGAGCUACUGCAGCUUCUUGGAGGAUGUUUCGUUCCUGGGUGACUCGCAGCAGGUAGACCUCUCCUAUUGCCACACCGUCACAGAUCUCUCGCCAUUGGCAAAGUGUAAAUCCGUACAACUCAACGUGUGUCGAGGAAUCAGCGACGUGAGUCCACUGAGUCACGUACGUCGCGUGAGUCUGCGGAAUUGCCCAGCCGUGAGCGACGUUAACGCACUCGGCAACGUACACGAGCUGAAUCUCGGAGGGUGUGCAAAUGUCACGAACGUCAGCGCGUUAAACAACGUACACGAGCUCAAUCUCUCCGGUUGUAUCAACGUGACCGAUGUCAGCGCGCUAGGCAAAGUACACACUUUGCAACUACGCAAAUGUGCUGGAAUCGUCGACGUAUCGGCUCUUGGAGGUGUUCAGGAUUUGGACCUCACUGGCUGCAUCAAUGUCACGGAUGUGAGCGCACUAGGACGAGUGCCUACACUGCAGCUUGCUCUCUGCAGACACAUCAGCGAUAUCUCCGCUCUUAGCAAUGGCGUGCAAGAGCUGUCGCUGCGGCAGUGCGGUGCAGUGACGGAUCUCAAAGCAUUAGGGUCAAGCUCGAGUCUUCGUGACCUGGAUCUGUCAGGUUGCACGGGUUUCCCAAGCUCCGACCUGCGUCAUCUGCCUCCACUAGAUCGACUUGUGCUGUCACGAUGUAGCCAACUUACUACGCUCGAUGGUCUCAUGUGUGUCCGUGAACUCGACGUGAGUUUCUGCAAAAACCUAAAAACAUUAGGGUUUUCUCUACGCGAGGUACACACACUCAUAACCUACCGCUGCGAGAAACUCGAGGACAUUGAAGUGCUCACAUCUUCUGCUAAGAGUCUUACAAAGGUGAAUCUCUCCGGGUGUUCGCACAUCAGCGACAUCCGCUUUCUCGCUGGAGCACAAGAAGUGGAUCUGCGCUUCUGUGACGCACUCGAGGACGUUCGUCCGCUAGCUGCGAGCGCUCGCGUCGUCAAGCUCGCCGGGUGCUCCAAACUAACAGAUGUGUCACCUCUCGCACGAGUUCGUGAGCUGGAUCUGAGCUACUGUACCAACGUCCAAGACGUGUCGGCUCUGGCGUCCGUCCACACGCUGUCUCUGCGUCACUGUCCCAAAGUGAUCGACGUGUCUGCCUUGUCUGAAGUGCACACACUCAACCUCUCAGGCUGCACGCAACUAGAAGACGUGUCGGCUCUGCAGAACGUGCACGAACUCAAUCUCUCCGACUGCGCCAAGCUGAAAGACGUCAGUAUGCUCACAGGCGUCCGCGUGCUGGAUCUACGCUACAACAAGAGCAACAGCAAGAGUCUCAAGACCGGAGUCGCCAAACUGCGCGGUCUAGUGCCCACCAUCCGCAUCUAA
Molecule: messenger RNA, 1980 nt
Organism: Phytophthora infestans T30-4
Lineage: Eukaryota; Oomycota; Peronosporomycetes; Peronosporales; Peronosporaceae
Exons: 1
Coding region: 1-1980 (659 amino acids)
Biological process (GO): SCF-dependent proteasomal ubiquitin-dependent protein catabolic process
Cellular component (GO): SCF ubiquitin ligase complex
Source: RefSeq, a predicted model, not a curated record